CAUGAUCAGAGCCGGUAUCAAUGUGUGUAAUAACCACGUAACACCGACAGUGGCCUUUGGUGGGGUCAGACAGAGUAAACAUAUUUAACAAGCAACAUUUCGGAGUAGCCUAGUAAUACGUUCGUAACUAUGAACAUCGACUUCAAGGGUAAACGUAUUCUCGUAACAGGAGCCGGACGAGGCAUCGGCAAGAGCAUGGCCCUCCGUCUCUCCAAGUACAAGGGCCAAGUAAUAGCGCUGUGCAAAACGAAGGAGAACCUGGAAACUCUCUACAAAGAAGAUCCAAGUAUUCAGUCCCUCUGCGUGGAUCUUCUCGACUGGAAUGCCACCAAGAAAGCCAUUCAAAGCGUUCUGCCCAUCGAUCUCUUGGUGAACAAUGCCGGCGUGGCGCUCCUCGGGCCCUUCUUGAAGGCUACCGAGGAAGACUUCGACAUGUCAUUCGCCGUAAACGUCAAGGCCAUCCUGAAUGUCUCUCAGGUGGUCGCCAAGGACAUGAUCCAAAGGAAAGCUGGCGGUAGCAUCGUUAACAUAUCUUCCCAGGCAAGCCACGCUGCCUUGAAGGACCACGCUGUCUACUGCUCGUCCAAGGGAGCUGUAGACAUGCUGUCCAAAACAAUGGCUCUAGAGCUUGGUCCGCACAAUAUUCGAGUGAACACCGUGAAUCCUACGGUUAUUAUGACGGAAAUGGGGAAACUAGGCUGGAGCAAGCCAGAAAAAGCGCAAGAAAUGCUGAAGAAAAUACCGCUAGGUCGAUUUGGCGAAGUGGACGAGGUGGUGGAUGCGGUUGUGUUUCUUCUGAGCGAUCACAGUUCCAUGAUCAACGGAGUCGCUUUGCCCAUAGACGGUGGAUUCUUGGCGACGUAAACGAGCCUCGACGCGUAACGAAUUUAAUUUACAAAAUAAAUCGUCACUCUUCGCUCUAGAAACAAUUGUACAAUUAUCGUUACCUUGGACCAAUUAUCAUAAAUUAUAUAAAAACAAAAUUUUUUGCAAUAAAUAUUCUAUUUUUUCCGAGUA
Molecule: messenger RNA, 1017 nt
Organism: Colletes gigas
Lineage: Eukaryota; Metazoa; Arthropoda; Insecta; Hymenoptera; Colletidae
Product: L-xylulose reductase
Exons: 4
Coding region: 130-864 (244 amino acids)
Biological process (GO): xylulose metabolic process; glucose metabolic process
Molecular function (GO): L-xylulose reductase (NADPH) activity; carbonyl reductase (NADPH) activity
Source: RefSeq, a predicted model, not a curated record